AUGCCCAAAAACAAGAUUGUUGUGAAACCAAAAGACUGUGAUACUGACAAUCCAGACGAUUUAUUGUCUCCCUGUUUUCAAAUUAACUCUAACGUAGAACUUAAGGAUAUUCCAACUACAGGUGAAGAAUAUUUAUUAAAAGUUAUAAAAGAACGCGAAAAUUAUUCACAAGUGACGAAGUGUGACAAAGAUUAUUCAAAAUUCGCUAAAAAUCAGUCUUGUUUUGUGAAUGAGCUUCCACUAGCAAAAGUUCCCGAUAAUCUCAAACCAACUAUAGAAUGGCAAAAUAUACAAGUUGCUGAUUUUUCAGAUGUUCGAUUGUAUAUAUCUCGUUUAUUAGCAAAUAAAUCACAUUGGCCAAAUUGCAUAAAAGUUGUAGAAAUUGAUCAAGAUAAUUUAAUAGGAUGGAGGAAAUUCUUUGAAAUAAAUGAACCAACACUAUCUUGUGUUCUUGGAUUACGCUAUACUUUACUAGAUCGUGCUUUAGAAGUUCUUACUGACAUUAUAGAUGAUGUGGAACCAGGAAAAACAAUAGACUAUAAAACAGGUCAAUGGAUUUAUGCUUUUCUUGCUUGCACAAGGCAGCCUCUUCUGUCAGACACUACAAGUAUAUUAAGAAAUUUAGCUAGAAAAUGUGCAGAAAUCAGGUCACACCUAAACCCAGAGGCAGAAAAUAUAAAAGAAGCAGUUGCUCCAUUAAAUAUUUUUAUAUGUUUGGUGUCGCGAUAUUUCAGACAAUACGAUUUAGCUGAUUAA
Molecule: messenger RNA, 756 nt
Organism: Parnassius mnemosyne (clouded apollo)
Lineage: Eukaryota; Metazoa; Arthropoda; Insecta; Lepidoptera; Papilionidae
Source: the annotation of a GenBank genome assembly